CUCCCAUCAUCUCUCUGGAUUGGAAUUGAUAAUCAAAAUCUUUGGUCAAGCUUGAGUGAGAGUCGGCAGAGAAGAAAAUUUUGCUACGGAAGGGAAAUUGGUAUGCAAAGCCGGGGGUGAGAAGCUGAGGUCUGCGCGGAAACUUUGUUUGUUGACGCUUUGACCUUUGACGCCAUUGAAGGAGCAAGGGACCUUGGUUGUGGAAUGCCGCCGAGCGCCAAGCUCUCCACCUCCGCCAUCUUGAUCAACGAGGGCUAAUCCCAAGAAGAAGAACAAAUAUGGUGAAGAAAUUGGUAGGGUUGAUUGAGAUGGUCUCCGAGUGGGUUCGGAAGUCUAAGAGGCAGGUGGAGGAGACGGCAACACCGGGGAGCUGGAAGAGGGAGCAGAGUCUGAUUUCAGUGAAGCAAAGCCCAGGAAAAAGCACGUUUGAGAAAGAUAACCUAUUGUGACUGGCCCUGAUGCCGAGAUGCCAAGGUACUGGAUGUUGGAUGGCUGUUUACAGAGCAAGGUUAAGGUAUGCUUUUGGAAGAGUUGGCAGCAGCGGAUCCAGAACACAGAAGAGCACUCGGCCGAGUUUCAUUAGAAAAUUGAAUAGUAAAAAAAUAUAAUGAUUAUAGUUUUUUUCCAAUAUCAAUUGUACACGACGGUAUUUUAAUUUAGUGAUGCAUCAAUAAUGGAGCCUACAUCCAUACCAAUAGUAU
Linum tenue is the source of this 701-nucleotide messenger RNA. Lineage: Eukaryota; Viridiplantae; Streptophyta; Magnoliopsida; Malpighiales; Linaceae. The record is from the annotation of a GenBank genome assembly.